Molecule: messenger RNA, 1284 nt
Organism: Ooceraea biroi (clonal raider ant)
Lineage: Eukaryota; Metazoa; Arthropoda; Insecta; Hymenoptera; Formicidae
Biological process (GO): DNA integration
Molecular function (GO): nucleic acid binding
Source: RefSeq, a predicted model, not a curated record
AUGGCGGGGUGGCUGAGUUGCGCAGGGUCGUCGAGGAAACGGGGCUGCGGAUCAACGCUCAGGAAGAGCGGAUUACCUCGUCGCUGUUGUGGCUCCAGUCCGACACGACCCUCCCUCACGACGCAAUUGCAGGCGCACGACGGGAAGAUAAAGUACCUCACGGAGAACGUGGCAAAGGUGCGAACGGACGCUAGAUCCAACACGAACCAAUUGGACAAGGUGACGAGGACCGCACAGUCGUGCGAGGAACGGGCGAACGAUCUCGAGGCAACGGUGUCGAGGCUGCACAGCGACCUGGUCGAACUCUCGAGAACUGACGGAUCAGCGCUGACAUACGUGAGCAUCGACAGACCGCCCGUAACGGGAAAAGAGGUUGCAACUGGUGCGCGAGUUACACGCGCUAGCGCGAAGAAACUUUCCUCGUCGUCGUGUGAUCGUACGCGGAUACGACGACCUGUGGCAGGCGGAUCUGGUCGACGUGCAGUCGUACGCGCGGCAGACAGAGGCUACCGCUACAUACUGACGAUCAUCGACGCGCUGAGCAAGUACGCGUGGGCGGUACCUCUCAGGCGUAAGUCCGGAAGCGAGGUGGCCGAGGCGCUCGCUCGGAUAUUCCGCGACGACCACAGGUGUCCGCGGAACCUGCAGACCGACGAGGGCAAGGAAUUCUACAACGCGCAGGUACGAGAACUAGCACGUAAAAACGGUAUAAAUCACUAUUCCACGCACUCGAUAAUGAAAGCCUCGAUAGUGGAACGCUUCAAUCGGACGCUGAAGAAUGAAAUGUGGAAGGUGUUUACACUCAAUGGAUCGUACGAGUGGGCAGACGCGUUAUCGCGCCUCGUGCGAGAGUACAACGCUCGCCGACACCGCGCUAUCGCUAUGCGGCCGGUCGACGUCACGCCAGUCACAGCUGCUCGACUACUGUCCACUGUUUACAAGCGCGUGAAGAUCGCCGCGCCAGCGAAAUUCCGUGCAGGUGAUACGGUGCGCGUGAGCAAGUAUAAAACCGUCUUCGCGAAGGGCUAUACGCCGAAUUGGACCACGGAGGUGUUUAAGGUAGCGAAAGUACAACGGACCAAUCCCGCGAAGUACUUGUUGGAGAACUAUCGCGUUAAUCCGAUCUCCGGCGGCUUCUACGAGCACGAGUUACUCAGAGCCCGUCAUCCGGACGUUUAUCUCGUGGAAAAGGUGCUGCGGCGAAGAGGAAACGAUGUGUACGUCAAGUGGCUCGGAAUGGACGCGUCGCAUAAUUCUUGGAUCAAUAGGGACAAUGUGCUGUGA